Cuscuta epithymum is the source of this 3224-nucleotide messenger RNA. The record is from the annotation of a GenBank genome assembly. NCBI's taxonomy places the organism in Eukaryota, Viridiplantae, Streptophyta, Magnoliopsida, Solanales, Convolvulaceae.
GGACAAGGACACCCCAUAUCGCAAGCUCCAAGCGGCAAGGCAAAGGCAGCAAUGAGCAUUCCGAUUCCGGACUCCCUGUAGCUGCGUAACUCCGGCACUACGCCUCUACAGCCUCACUCGGCCUCUACAGCCAGUCAGCCAAGCGGGCAGCGGCCCAAGCGGCAAGGCUAAGGCAGCUUCACCGUCUAGGCGUCUACACUCCACUGCUCCAGGCUCCAGCCGACUGCAGACGGCAGACACAGCUCCACUCGCCACUCGGACCACUCGGCUUCUCCCUCUUCUCUAAUCUCUAGCCUCCAGCCACCAGGGCCCAGGUUGAAGCUAGGGCUUGCUACCUGCACCUUUCUACGGGUGACAUCAAAUCAAGGAAGACGUGGUUCGUGCUUCCUCAUUUCAUUUCAAAUUACCAAACACUGCUCAUGGAUAUUUUUAUUUGUCAUAAACUAUUCUUUUGGGGCUUGCAUGCCCAUGUUAUUGGCCGGUUGUGGCUUAUGACUACCGUUGAAUACUUCCGCUAUUCAUUGGUUUAAAUGUGAUGUUGUUAUGUAUGUUUACUGCUGAGUAUGGAUGGAUUAUUUCUCUCGAACGCCUUGUGUAAUCAAGUGAGGUUGACUCGCGGGUGACGUCACUUGAUUAUACGGCGGUUGUACACGCGCUUGGAUUGCGGUCUGGGGCGUGACAGUUCAAAAGGAUAUUUUGAACAUUAUGGGUAACAGAGUACGAAAAAUGAUUCGUGAAGAUGUCGGAAAUGGGUGCUUCUGUAUUCUUGUAGAUGAGGCAAGAGAUGCAUCUCAUCGAGAGCAAAUGACCAUCAUUCUGAGGUAUGUGAAUAGUUGUGGUGUAUUGACUGAGCGCUUUUUUGCCAUCAAAAGUGUUAUCAGUACGACGUCAUUGAACUUAAAGAACGAGAUAUCUGAUAUUCUUGUUAGAUUUGACCUUGACCUUAGCAAAUUGAGAGGUCAGGGAUAUGAUGGUGCUAAUAACAUGCGAGGGACAUGGAAUGGGCUUCAAGCAUUAUUUCUUAGGGAUUAUCCUUGUGCAUAUUAUGUUCACUGCUUUGCUCACAGGCUGCAACUUGUACUCGUGUACGCGGCCAAAGAUGUUAGCGUUAUUUGGGAGUUUUUUUCUCAAAGAAUAGAAGUUGAACGUAUGUUGGAAACAGGUGAGCGUGAAUCUGGAAGCGGAGCCAAUCAAAUUGGUAAUUUGCAACGUGCUGGAGCAACGCGUUGGAGUUCCCAUUAUGAUUCAAUUAAGAGUCUGAUUGACAUGUUCACAGCAACAUGCAAAGUGCUUGAGUAUCUGCAAGAACAUUGCCCAAAAGUGAGUUCUCGGGCAGAAGUUUGUGGUGUAUAUAGACACUUUGCAUGUUUUGAAUUUGUGUUCAGUUUACUUUUGAUGCAUAAAGUUAUGGGAAUAACGAGUAUUCUAUGUCAAGGGCUUCAAAAAAAAUCAUUGGAUAUCUUGCUAGUAGCUAUGAGAUAUGUUUCUACUACCCAACUCAUUCUCGGGGAAUUGAGAGAAAAUGGGUGGGAAGACUUUCUUGAAGAAGUAAAGGAGUUUUGCUCAAAACAUGAAAUUCAUGUACCGGAGUUGAAUUCUAAAUAUAUGGUAGGUCGUUGCCGCAAGCAAACUACAGUUGAGCAUCAUUAUCACUUUGAUGUUUUCAAUGAGGCAAUAGACUUUGUAUUGGUGGAGUUAAGAACCCGGUUUAAUGACAAAUCAAUGGAACUCCUUUCUUUGAGUGCUUCAUUGGAUCCCAAAAAUUCAUAUGAGUCAUUCAAUGCUGAUGCUAUUUGUACUCUUGCAAGGAAGUUCUAUCCCGAAGACUUUAGUAGUCAGGAUAUUCGUGCUUUGGAAUUCGAGCUGCAACACUAUGUUCAUGAUGUGAUUCCUGAUACCAAGUUUCAAGUAGCUACACUUGUUGAACUAUGUGAGGAGUUGACUAAGAGCAGAAGAUCUGAUUCAUAUGUUAUGAUGAGCAGAUUGAUUCGUCUUGUAUUGAUCCUACCUGUUUCUACUGCAACAGCAGAACGGUCAUUUUCUGCCAUGAAACUUCUGAAGACAACACUCCGCAACAAGAUGGCGGAUGACUUUCUUGCUGAUUGCAUGAUGCUUUAUAUUGAAAGAGACCUUACUCUUAGUAUAGAUGUAGACUAUAUUGUUGACGAGUUUUUUGCUUCAAAGCCUCGUCGAGGACAAAUUUAGUGAAGAAUUCUUAUAUUUGAUAUUGUUCUUAUUAUGAAAAUUUUUAAUGUAAUAAUAUUAAAGUGUUUCAGCCCAGCCCAACAUGAAAUCCUGGAUCCGCCCCUGAAAUGCCCCCAACAAAUAGAAGAUGAUAAUUUUAUUAGCAGAACCUAGCUUAAAUUAUAAAAUACAUUUUAAUUUUCAAACAAAUUUAUUAUUCAAAUGCUAUUCUUAAAUUUUUAGUUUAUUUAGUAAAAAAAGAAGCAAACAAUGUAAAUUAAAAAACUGAACUUCUCACUCUACUUCUAGCGCACACACGAAACCUCCUUCCAGGAUCGUUAUCAGUCCAAGAAGUUAGAAGAGAAACCUUUUUACCACAAUCACACUCCAUAAACUUUUCUCUGAUCGAGAGCCGUUACUAGCAGAUUUGAAGAAUAACUCACUCUCUCGACUUAGUUCAGGAGAAAUCUUCAGGUAGAGUUAUAUGUUCUUCCCCCUUCUUGCAGAUCCGAUAAUAGGCUUGGUAUGGUUGUGCACGCACUUAGCGAAGAGCUUUCGUACUCUGGUUUUUUAACUCCAGCUAAGGGCCAAUAUUGAGUCAGCACGUGAGUUCCAAAUAAUAUACCAUGUGGCAGGUGAUGUGUCUUUUUCCGACGAAAUUGAUAAGUUCCGGCAGAGAAGGACCAAAAUUGCACCAACUUAUUAAUUACGGGAUGUAAAUUGCAAGUUAAUAAAGUUACAGGACCAAUAUCGGAUAUAGCUAUUAGUUAUGAGACUAAAUCAACAAAUUUCCCUAAAAGGAUAGGCCGGAGUAUAUAUCUAAAGUAUUUCUUUUAGGGCAAGUCAGAUGACUCCUCAUCUAUGAUUCUGCAAUGCCUACAUAUUUCUUAUUUCAUAAAUUAUAAGUAAAUCUAACUAAUGUAUUGAACACAAAAGUUCUUGCCUAUCUGGUUCCCUAUUCAUAAAUUAGAAGUGAAUCUAAUUAAUGUAACUCGAAUCUCAUUUCCCCAUAUAUAUGUGAGUGAAAAGUAAGUGAUUUG